Molecule: messenger RNA, 521 nt
Organism: Ornithodoros turicata
Lineage: Eukaryota; Metazoa; Arthropoda; Arachnida; Ixodida; Argasidae
Exons: 5
Coding region: 42-362 (106 amino acids)
Source: RefSeq, a predicted model, not a curated record
UUCAGUGGUCCGACGUGCAGGGCAAGACUCAACCCGUCAACAUGAAGACUGCUCUGGUUGUGUGUGUCGUUCUGGCAGGCGUCUGCGUGGUCUUCGCCGGAGAGAGUACAGAAGGACUGUGUGCGCUGGACGAUACGCAGAAGGCGAAGGCAGUGGAGUGUAUCACGGGAAAGGUUUCUGACAAGGUAAAAGAAAAGUGGGAAGGCAUCAAGGCGUCGCUGGGCGACACUGAUCUAGAAGCGGCAAAGAAGCUCUGUGAGCUGAAACAAGAGAACAAGGAGGCUGCGGGAGCUGCAAAAUUGUUUACGCCUGAAGACGAGGCGGAAAUCAAGAAGGCGUUCAACGACUGCAAACCACAGUAAAAGUGGUCUAUGUCAAGUUACGUACCACAGCGAAGGCUCCCAACCCACCUUCUUUUUUGUUAUCUGGUCAUCAUGGAAGCACAUGGAUGCACUCCUUCUCUCUUCACAAUGCCAAGCGAGUUGGAUGUGUUGAGCAAUAAAAUACGUUGUUUUGAUUGA